AUGAGCGAUGAGGAGAGUUCUCAGCAACCAAAAGAUGAGGACGCCAAAAAAGAGCUGACAGAACCCGAAGAGAACAGUUGCAACGCAACGAAUGAUGAAGCUCCAGAAGCUGUCUUGGAUGAAAAAGACAAACUCGAGGCUUCGAAGGGGCCAUUGGCAUUUGAAAGCUUGAUUCAGAAUUUGCCGGCUGGAUGCUCUCCGAUUAGUUGUGAUGCAGAUGAUAAAAAUCUUUAUUUGGGAACUCAGCAGGGCGACCUUCUGCACUACUUCGAGUUGGAACCGAAAAAUUAUAUGCUAGUUUCCCAGACAAAGUUUGACCCUAACCAGGAUGUACCAAUUGAGGCAGUGAGAGUACUUCCGCUUAUCGAAAUAGCUUUGGUCCAUUCUGGAAAAUCUCUGCACUUUUACCUCUUGCCAGAGUUUGCACCAGUACCAAAUAUGGGCAGUAUAGCCAAUGUGAGUGACUUCCAAAUCGUACGGUAUUCUUCGAGCUCAAAUUCGUAUCAAGUCCAAGUGUUUGGUUCAGAAGGCGUCAGAAAAUUGAAUAUCUUCAAUAAACGCGUCGCAACUUCCGAUCUGGCCUACUCUAAGCCUGUAUCUAGGGCGAAAGUGCAUCGUAAGUCAAUGAUGGCUUCAAACGGGUCUAAUUACGAACUCAUAGAUCUGAAAACGGGUGACAAAUCACCUCUUUUCCACGUCAGCGAAACAGGUGUUGAUUUGAAACCUAUGAUCGCUGCCUACCAUACUGACGAGUUUCUUGUGUGCUGCGGAAGCUCAGCAACGGACAAUGCAAUGGGUCUUGUCGUCAACUGUCAAGGUGAUAUUACACAAGGAACCAUAGUUUUCGAAAGAUAUCCCUUGGACAUACUAAUCGACCUUCCAUUUAUACUUGUGGAUUACGGAGAGCUAGGAAUCUACGUCUAUCAGGUAGAAAUGAAUAAUGAACCUAAAAUUGUUCAAAAAUUUCACACUAACGCGGAAGGCUCCAGGCUACGACUAGCGAGGAGCACGAAUGUAUUUUCAUUCGAUAAGCCUGAAAGAAAACGGCAGAUUGUUGAUAAAUUGAGGCUGGUACCUCUUAGCCUUGGAACUCAUGAAUUUCGUAUUGAUCAAGAGCGAAGCUACGUCACGAAUAAUUACGAGGAAGUGACAUCCUUGUUAAUAUACUCAUCUGCCGGAAUUUACCUUCUGAGCAAGGAGCCCAUCAUUCUGCAAAUUUCCGAUUACAGUGAAACGACUAUAGAGAGAAUAAAAGAAAUAUUACAAACAUACCAAAACGUCAACUACAUCGGAACAUUUCAAAAGCUAAAUAUACACUACCUGCGUUUAUUGCAUCUCCUUUUGAUAACUUUGCAUUGCCAAUCCAUUGACCAAAAAAUUGUCUCGGAAUGGUGUUCAAGCGCUUCGCAGGUGGACAUACGUGUUUUUCUUCGCUUGUGUGACAUUGAGAUUCUGGGCGACCCUUGGGUUCCCAACGGUCUGGUUAACUUUAUAAACGAGACGCGCUCAUUGAAGCUUUGCAAUAAGUUCUUAGACUUUUUACAAAACCUCGCCCUCAUCCGCGAGAAGCUUCGGGAGGAUACAUCAUGCUCAGUGAAGGAUAGGGAAAACCUUUUUCGCAGCAUCGAUAGGGCAAUUGUAAAAUACAGCGUCGAACACGAGCUUAAUGUCAACAUAGACCAGUGCGAACCAGACAAUUAUGCAGAUUUAUUGCCGCUGCUAAAGAUGAAAAGGGAAUUAUAUGGCCCGCUGAUCUACGACAUUCAUCUCCGCAUGGGCGACUAUCCGAAUUGUUUGAACCUUUUAAAAGAGCAAGAUAACGGCCCUAAAAUUAGCUCGUUCAUGUUGAAGCACUUCGUCGAUCUGCAGUCCAAUGACAAAUACAGCCAGAAAAACUUGCUGACGGACGUUGUUUUCUUGAUAGAAUUUACAGCUAGCGGUGCUGAUCGUGAGAUAAUAAUGAAAGAUGUUAUAGAUAUCAUGGAAAACGCGAAGCUCGAUGCUAAAGAUUUGGUGACCAUAGCAGAGAGAAAUCUCACAAAGGUGACAAUCUUGGAGACCUUGGGUUUCAGUGAUGUCAGCGAUAAGCAUUUCAUGAUAGACUAUUACAUCUCGAACGUUCAAGAGGUAAUGGAGAAGAGAAAUCUAUGGGAUUUAUUUGCUCAGUUAUUGGCCUCCUAUACUCAAGACUACGAUUAUUUGAAGCCGGGCUUUAGCUCUUACUUAGAUCUCAAAUUGAGUGCAAAUCCUGAGUGCAGUGGGUUGUUGAAAUACUGUGAGAAGUUAAGAGCGUUGAUAUACGCAGAAAAUGACAGACUUGUAUUUGAUGCUGUUGUCGAGCGAAUUAGAGAAUUUGACAUCGCCGACGUGCUCUUAUUUUAUUUGAUAUGUGAUGAAGACAAGUAUCUUAUCUUUGAAGGAAACUUGCUGGACAAGUUAAUGACCUUCAAUGAUUUUGAGACUAUCGACAAACUUCUUACACAAAAGGAUGUGGUUAAGGUAUUGAAAUUCUACUUGAGCCUAGAGUCCGAAAAAGACUCGUCCAUGCUGGUGAAAAACCAUUUAAGAAAGCAUUUAAACAUGGUGACUUCCUUCGAAAACUUGGUUGAGAUCUUAAAACUCAUUCCUUCUGACUACGGUCUAGCGAAUGUGGCAGAUGCCCUCACUUCUGUACUGGUAAAGUCUAGAUCGACCAUUACUGACCAGGAAUUGCACAAAGCAUUGUUAAAGCACCAGUUACAGGCUAGCGCCCGCCUGCUAGAGGGUUUAAGGGAAAAACCCGGUAUCUUGGAAUAA
Molecule: messenger RNA, 2796 nt
Organism: Lachancea meyersii CBS 8951
Lineage: Eukaryota; Fungi; Ascomycota; Saccharomycetes; Saccharomycetales; Saccharomycetaceae
Source: the annotation of a GenBank genome assembly